UACACAGCCAUGGGGAUAGUCACCCUCCUCUUCCUCGCCUUCCUCUCCUGUGCCAGAACUGCUCAGUCGCAUCAGGCAGAUGAUGACUCUACUGAGAACUUCAUGGAAGUGCCUCCUGGUUUCCUAGAGUCACAGUUGGAUGAAAGUAUCUCAUCGCAGCCCUUAUCACAAGAAAAAGGUGCGCUGAGCUCAUUUUUAAAAACUCUUUUGCACUGGAGGACAUCACGCAGCUCCUUCCACUUUCAACCACAAAGGUUUGGAAGAGAUGAACACAGCUCGAUAAUGGGGGACGGCCGGAUUCAUUCUCGAGGAUGGGACUCGGCACCACAGUUUUGGAGCAUGGCAGUACCUCAACGCUUUGGGAGGAAAAAAUAA
Molecule: messenger RNA, 375 nt
Organism: Staurois parvus
Lineage: Eukaryota; Metazoa; Chordata; Amphibia; Anura; Ranidae
Source: the annotation of a GenBank genome assembly